UUUACACUUUCAUGAUCGCGCUCGUCGCUCCGCAGAUCGUUGGCUCGGUGACAAUCUGAAUGCAUCGUGAUGGUGCCUUGUGUGGGGAAACUGGGAGCGUCAGGCUGCCUGCCACACGUUCGGCUCUCGGACCACAUCGCGACUUUUUAUUGACUAGUCUUCCAGAGGAGGGACCCUCUUUCCUCCAAGAGCCUCUCCCAGGCAAAAGCUCCCCCUCCCCUUCCCCACUCGCGCCCAUCAUCUCAUUCCACUCUCCCCUCCCUCAGACCCCCUGACACAAUGCGUUCCUUGACCUCCCUGCUUUUGGCUGCGAGCUGCGCCGCUGUUCUUCUCGGCACAGCGCAGAGCUCCGUGAUCGAGCCGAGACUAUACAAUGCCGUCCGUUUUCCCGACCCCGUCGACGAUCCUUUUUACAAAGCUCCUGCCAAUCUGGCCAGCCUGAGUCGAGGUGAGAUCAUUCGCGAGCGACCUGUCGACACCAUCGUCGGUGCCGCUGCCAAGUCGGCGCACCAAAUCUUGUACCGCACCGAAGACUCUGUCGGUGCUCCAGAUGCCGUCGUGGCCACCGUCUUUGCUCCGCACAAGCCAGCUCCCGGCCCACCCAAAAUCCUUGCCAUUCUCUUGCCUCAGGACUCUGCUUCCUUUCAUUGCUCUGCCAGCUGGGCCCUGAUACCCGGAACGACCAAUCCGCUAAACACCGCCGUAGUUGGAGCUCCAAACUUACCCGCUUUCUACGCUGCUCUGGCGCAAGGCUGGUACAUUGUCGCGCCGGAUCACGAAGGCUCCAAAGCCACUUUCAUCGCCGGACCUGGUGCGGGUCGAGCUUCUUUGGACUCCAUCAGCGCCAUUCUCCAACACAAAGCCACCAUCACCGCUUCGACUGCUGGAUACACAUCGGCUGCGUACGGGUACAGUGGUGGAGCACAUGCAGCAGCGUGGACCAAUCAGCUCGCUUCGUCUUACGGCUCCAGCCUCAACUUUGCCGGUGCGGCGUACGGCGGUACCGUCGCUUAUCUGCGACCUGUCAUUGACCAGCUCAACAAGAGCCCUUUUGCAGGAUUCGGUGGCGCUGGCAUCGCAGGUUUGGCCAAUGCUUACAAGGAGCUGGACGACUACAUCAAGACGGUCGUUCGACCGAAUGGCACCGCGGCGCUCGAAAGGCUUCGAGGUCCUCAAGGCUGCACUCACAAUGAGAUUGGCGACUUUUUCGGCAAGGAUGUCUACUCUUACGUCACGGUGCCCAAUGUUCUCGAUGAGCCCAUCCCCAAAAAGUACAUCGAGCUGAACAAUCUUGGCAAGGAUGUUUUGCAGAAACCAGCUUUCAUCUAUCAUGCGGCUACGGAUGAAGUGAUCAACACUCAGCAGAUCAUCGAUUACUACAACGAUCAGUGCAAGAGGGGUGCCUCUUCCAUCCAGCUUGCCAUUGCGGACCCCAGCACGCACUUUGUGCCCCUCGUGACUGGCCUUCCCCCCGCUUUCAUCUUCCUCAACAAGAUCCUCAACGGCAAUCUGGAUCACAAGGGCUGCUCCAUGACGCGAGGACUCGUGCCUAGCCUCAGCAGCUCGGCAGCCAAGACUGCCCUGGGCCAGCAAGCAGUUGCUGCUAGUUUCGCGUUGCGUGGCACCAAGAUCGGCUCCGAGACCAUCAACUUCUGAACAAGGCUUGCCAUUCAGCUCGACGUGGUUGGCGUGGUCUAGAAUACAGAUUUGCCAUUCGUCUUCUAUACGUGCACCGCGGUGUUGCUCGUCUCAUUCAGCAAGACGAGACAAAGACGAUCCUUUUGAUUGCCUUUUAUGCGUAGUGAAUCAAGUUUCGCAAUAUAAACCAGCUGGGAACCUUUUUUUGAGCC
Molecule: messenger RNA, 1850 nt
Organism: Ceraceosorus guamensis
Lineage: Eukaryota; Fungi; Basidiomycota; Exobasidiomycetes; Ceraceosorales; Ceraceosoraceae
Product: LIP-domain-containing protein
Exons: 3
Coding region: 280-1656 (458 amino acids)
Biological process (GO): lipid catabolic process
Molecular function (GO): triacylglycerol lipase activity
Source: RefSeq, a predicted model, not a curated record